AUGCCAAGAUGGAUGAGGUUCACCUGGCUCAGACUAAAUUGGGCAGAGACAAGAGACAGGUACAGUGAAACAACAGGUAGAUGUGACAGAUCCACGGAGAGAAACUUCAAAUCAGCAAGGAGAUUGUACAUCAAAAGAAAGAAGAAAGAUCAGGUCUGCCUAAUAGCUGAUAGGUUGGGACUCACUGAGUGGGUGUUUCUGGUUCUAUCUGCCACUCAGUUCCUUCUGGGAAUGCUGGGGAAUGGUUUUAUAGAGUUGGUCAAUGGCAGCAGCUGGUUCAAGAACAAGAGAAUCUCUUUGUCUGACUUCAUCAUCACUAUCCUGGCUCUCUCCAGGAUCGUUCUGCUGUGGGUUCUCUUGGUUGAUGGUGUUUUAAUGGUGUUCUCUUCCAAAGUACGUGAGGAAAGGAUAGUAAUGCAAAUUAUUUAUGUUUCCUGGACAUUUACAAGCCAUCUGAGUAUUUGGCUUGCCACCUGUCUCAGUGUCCUCUACUGCCUGAAAAUUGCCAGUUUCUCCCACCCUACAUUCCUCUGGCUCAAGUGGAGAGUUUCCAGAGUCGUCGUAUGGAUGCUCUUGGGUGCGCUGCUCUUAUCAUGUGGCAGUGCCGUGUCUCUGACCCAUGGAUUUAAGAUUUAUUCUGUUUUCCGUGGAACCAAUGGCACAGGGAAUGUGACUGAGCACUUUAAAAAGAGAAAUGAAUAUGGACUGAUCCAUGUUCUUUGGACUCUGUGGAACCUCCCUCCGUUAAUUGUGUCUCUGGCCUCCUACUUUCUGCUCAUCCUCUCCCUGGGAAGGCACAUGUGGCAGAUGCAGCAAAAUGGUACCAGUGCCAGAAAUCUAAGCACUGAGGCUCACAAGAGGGCCAUCAAAAUCAUCCUCUCCUUCCUCUUUCUCUUCCUACUUUACUUUCUUGCCUUUAUAAUUACAACAGCCAGUGAUUUCCUACCAGGAACUAAGAUGGUUAAGAUGAUUGGAGAAAUAAUUACAAUGUUUUAUCCUGCUGGCCACUCAUUUAUUCUCAUUCUGGGAAACAGCAAGCUGAAGCAGAUGUUUGUGGAGAUGCUCUGGUGUAAGCCUGGUCAUCUGAAGUCUGGAUCCAAGGGCUCCUUUUCCCCAUAG
Molecule: messenger RNA, 1119 nt
Organism: Equus quagga
Lineage: Eukaryota; Metazoa; Chordata; Mammalia; Perissodactyla; Equidae
Gene: TAS2R3
Product: taste 2 receptor member 3
Exons: 2
Coding region: 1-1119 (372 amino acids)
Biological process (GO): detection of chemical stimulus involved in sensory perception of bitter taste; G protein-coupled receptor signaling pathway; sensory perception of taste
Cellular component (GO): membrane
Molecular function (GO): G protein-coupled receptor activity; bitter taste receptor activity
Source: RefSeq, a predicted model, not a curated record